CGGGGCAGGGCAGCCAGGACAGAACCGCGAUAAGGCGGGCGACUUUCAUAGGGUACUGGUACUCGACCGGGCUAGCUUCCUCGAUCGCGGAUGCUGACCCAUUCAGUCGACAGUUAUCAGUGCUUCCGAACGGCAGCAGGGGCUUGAAUUUGCGCCCGAAAUCAGAAAAUUCCUUCGCGGGAGUUCAUAACGUUCCUCCUACAGCGUGAGAAAGAAAGAAAGAAGGGUUUUUUUGUAAAUUAAUAAAUAAACAAAUAAACGGCUGAAUUAUGCAGAUUGCUAAUUUGAUUGUGCUAACGAGUUUGCUAGUUGUGACCACCUCUGGAUGGCGGAUUCAAACCAUCGAUGAUCUACUUCGACAGAGAUCCAAAUGCGUACGGAUUUUAGAUCUUCAGGAGAACGCCGAUGUUAGCAAUGGACAGAUGGGAUUGCUCGAUUUCCCGGAUGAUGGCUCGGCCAAGUGCAUGGUCAAAUGUAUCAUGAACCGGAUGGGAUUAUUCAAUGAGAAACGAGGUGCUCAUGUAGGCCGCUUGGUUCGACAAAUGAAAUUCGCAUCUUCCUCCAGCACCAAGGAAAUUCGAGAUGAAAUUCAGUCCUGUGCUGAUCGAGACCUUGAGCAGGAAGACGGUUGCGAUCGAGCCUAUGCGCUGUAUCAGUGCAUUCAGAACAGUAAUCUACUGCAGCUUAAAUCUCCGGAACCGGAGUAUUGACCUUCCAAAAACUACCACCGAUAGAGCAAUCAAUACCGCCGAAAAUUGUGUCAUUUCGAAACCAAAGAUGUUUUUCGUUUCUUCAUUAUAAUUAAGUCUCCCGCUGUACAUAGCACCAUUGUAAAGUAGUAGCACCCGUGUGUGUUUUCUUUAAAUGUGAUAACUGCCGCAUUUGCUCUACCCAGAACGCUCAAAACGCCCAGACAGAAUCACGCCACUUGCGAGUUUGAUAAGUAAAUCGCCUGUGUGAAAUCAGAACGGAAGUCACGCGAGCUACGCGCUGACGACGGUGAGAUUGGACGUGAUCGAGCGUUAAUGAUGCAUGUCUGUAAUGAAGCAAGAAUGGUAGAGUAACUAGAAUGUUGGAAUAAACUUCUUAGUCAAAA
Messenger RNA from Uranotaenia lowii, 1096 nucleotides. Its product is annotated as general odorant-binding protein 99b-like. Gene Ontology annotation, biological process: sensory perception of smell. The coding region runs from base 270 to 710 and encodes 146 amino acids. The record is from RefSeq and is a predicted model, not a curated record. Gene Ontology annotation, molecular function: odorant binding. NCBI's taxonomy places the organism in Eukaryota, Metazoa, Arthropoda, Insecta, Diptera, Culicidae. The transcript has 2 exons.